AGAGAAAAAAGCGGUGUGUCGGCGUUCGUGAACUUCCACGCUUGGAGUGGAGGGGGAUGUUUUUGGUGGGUUCCAGAAUGUCACACACACACGCAGAUCUUUAGAGAAUUCGGUCAGAGUGAAGCAGAUCCACACCGAAGGGGGUUUUCUUUUUUAGUUAAUUUGUUUGUUUGUUUUGUUUUUCUGUGUUUUGCGCGCUCGCGCCGGCUUAUCAUUUUGUUUCUUAUCAAGCACGAGACAUGAACGUAAACGAUGCCAAGGAGUAUCUCUCCAGGAGGGAAAUCCCCCAGCUGAUGGAGAGUUUGCUGACGGGACUGAUGUUCUACCGGCCGGACGAUCCCAUCGAGUACAUGGAGACAUGCCUGAAGAAGGUGCGAGAGCUCGGCGGGACCGAAAAAGUGAGGUGGGACACUUUCGUAGGACAGGAGAAGAAGUCCCUUCCACCACUCAACGGAGGCCAGUCGCGGCGGUCAUUCUUCCGCAACGUGUUACCCGACAGGUAUGAGCGUCUCCCACCCAUCCACCAGUUCUCCAUCGAGAGCGACUCGGACUUGUCAGAAACAGCAGAGCUGAUUGAAGAGUACGAAGUGUUCGACCCGUCCCAACCACGGCCCAAAGUCAUCCUUAUUAUCGGUGGCCCGGGCAGCGGUAAAGGCACUCAGAGUUUGAAGAUCGCAGAACACUACGGCUUUGAGUACGUCUCUGUAGGUGAACUGCUGCGAAAGAAGAUGAUCCAUAAUGCAACCAGCAACAGGAAGUGGAGUCUGAUCGCCCGGAUCAUUACUAAUGGCGAAUUGGCGCCUCAGGAGACGACCAUCACCGAGAUCAAGCAGAAGAUCAUGAAGCUUCCAGACGCCAGCGGAAUCGUCAUUGACGGCUUUCCUCGGGACGUGGCGCAGGCGCUUUCUUUUGAAGACCAGAUUUGUACCCCGGACCUGGUGGUGUUUCUGGCAUGUUCUAACCAGCGUUUAAAGGAGCGCUUGGAGAAACGAGCAGAGCAGCAGGGGCGCCCAGACGAUAACCCUAAAGCCACAGAGCGACGCCUCUCCAACUUCAAGCAGAACACCGUGCCACUGGUUAAGUACUUCCAGGAGAAAGGCCUGAUUGUCACGCUGGACGCAGAUCGAGACGAGGAGGAAGUCUUCUCAGACAUCAGCAUGAUGGUGGACAACAAGCUUUUUCCCACUAAAGAACCUGUAGCAGGUCCGAGCGAGCUUGAUCUGAGUGUGUUGGCGGACAGCACCAUCCUCGCCGACGCCCCCUCCAGGUUCGACGAGCAGGCCAUCGAGGAGGAAGAGGAAGAAGAGAAGGCGGAGGCUGCGGUGUACCGAGAACCCAUGGCACAACGUUUGCCCGUGGAGAAGAGGAAACCAAAGGUCAUCUUUGUGAUCGGCGGCCCCGGCUCAGGCAAAGCCCUGCAGUGUGAGAAGAUGGAAGAGCAUUACGGUUUGAGGCGCCUCUGUCCUGGAGACAUGCUGUGCAACGAGCUGCAGUCCCACAGCGAGCGAGGACGCUUCCUCAGAGACCUGCUCGAAAGGGGACGACAACUUCCCGAGGAGACACUGCUGGAGCUGCUGUGUGAGUCAAUGCAGUCUGCAGUGAGAAAGGGAAAAGGAUUCCUGGUUAGCGGCUUCCCGAGGGAUCCGAGACAAGCGCAGGAAUAUGAGGUUAAGAUGGGCCAUCCCAGCGCUGUCCUACUACUCGACUGCUCAGCAGCCACCAUGACCAGACGUCUCCAGCAGAGGGCGCUGUCCAGCCUGCGUCCCACAGACGCCCGCCACAGAGAGGUGCGUCUCCGCAUCGAGGGAUUCUGCGGGACCGUGACGCCACUCGUCACUCACUACGACGCGCUCGGGCUCCUGCGCAAGAUUGAUGCAGAACAGCCACCUGACGACGUGUUUGAGCGAAUCUGCCUGGUCCUGGACUCCUGCUAAACACCACACGCAGCUCUGCUACACUGCACUUAUACAUCACCAUCAUCACCUUCAUCCUCAAGCUAUGACUUAAGACUCGGCCUUUCAGUCUGCUGUACACAGCGUUCAGGUUCCAUGCAAACGCUAGCUCUCGGUAUGAAGUCGCUUAGCUCCACCUACUUGGAGUUUUGGGGGUGGGAGGCGUCGCCUUGUGUAUUCUGGCAAACUCCGCCCCUAUAUUCAUUGGCUGGGAUUAGGAUACUUGGGGAAAAACUGCGAGCCAAUCAAAAUGCAGGUUUUUUUUUUUUUCUUCUUCAAAUUCAUUCUGGAAUUGUCAACCCCCUCCCCCACCGAAAAUACUUUUCUUUGCAUUUCAUUAAAAUCUAUACUUACAGCACGAGCGUUACACAUCCUAACCAUCCGCAGAAAACUCUCUCUCUCUCUCUCAUAUCUCGUCCCAACUUCACUACCUGCUCUGUAAAGCAUGUCAGAAAACAAGCAGUCAUGAUCAAUUAAAAAAAAAAAACAGUUGCUUUCGUGUACAAACACCACAAUCAAAAAGCUUUGUAUUUGUAUUUACCAGUCUCCGGCGUCAGGCCCGAGAGAAUCCUGAAAUCCUGUUAUUGUAUUCCUUUGGAAAUGUUUGGAUGAAAUAAAUAAUUAUAUAUAUAAAAAUCA
Silurus meridionalis is the source of this 2591-nucleotide messenger RNA. It is a transcript of the gene ak5, whose product is annotated as adenylate kinase 5. Gene Ontology annotation, biological process: nucleoside triphosphate biosynthetic process. Gene Ontology annotation, cellular component: cytoplasm; cytosol. The transcript is spliced from 14 exons. The record is from RefSeq and is a predicted model, not a curated record. Lineage: Eukaryota; Metazoa; Chordata; Actinopteri; Siluriformes; Siluridae. Gene Ontology annotation, molecular function: nucleoside diphosphate kinase activity; ATP binding. The coding region runs from base 240 to 1934 and encodes 564 amino acids.